Messenger RNA from Arvicola amphibius (Eurasian water vole), 1434 nucleotides. Its product is annotated as histone-lysine N-methyltransferase KMT5B-like. The record is from RefSeq and is a predicted model, not a curated record. Gene Ontology annotation, molecular function: protein binding; histone H4K20 methyltransferase activity. Lineage: Eukaryota; Metazoa; Chordata; Mammalia; Rodentia; Cricetidae. Gene Ontology annotation, cellular component: nucleus.
GCGGUGUCCGGGUGGCUCACCGGGGGCGGCGACGCGUCUGCGGCGCGGCAGCGAGGCUCGGGGGCUAUGAGGUGAGGACACCCGGGGACCGGAGGCGGCACCCGGCGCUGCGCGAGAACGCAGGACGCGAAGCCCCGAAGCCGGCGGACGCCUCCCAGACCCCGCGGCUGCGCGCGAGGCGGAGGUCAUGGUAACUCAGGAUUUGAAGUGCAGAGUCGCUAUGUGCCGUCCUCUGGAAUGUCAGCCAAGGAGCUCUGUGAGAACGACGACUUAGCAACCAGUUUGGUUCUUGAUCCCUAUUUAGGUUUUCAAACACACAAAAUGAAUACUAGCGCUUUUCCUUCAAGGAGUCGACAUAUUUCAAAAGCUGACGGUUUUUCUCACAGCAACCCUACAAGAUUUCGGCCUAUUAAGGGAAGGCAAGAAGAGCUAAAGGAAGUAAUUGAACGCUUUAAGAAAGAUGAACACUUAGAGAAGGCCUUCAAAUGUUUGACUUCAGGUGAAUGGGCACGGCAUUAUUUUCUCAACAAAAACACAAUGCAUGAGAAAUUAUUCAAGGAACAUGUCUUUAUUUACUUGCGGAUGUUUGCUACUGACAGUGGAUUUGAAAUAUUGCCUUGUAAUAGAUAUUCUUCAGAACAAAAUGGAGCCAAGAUAGUUGCAACAAAAGAGUGGAAACGAAAUGACAAAAUAGAAUUACUGGUGGGUUGUAUUGCCGAACUUUCAGAAAUUGAGGAGAACAUGCUACUUAGACAUGGAGAAAACGACUUCAGUGUCAUGUAUUCCACAAGGAAAAACUGUGCUCAACUCUGGCUCGGUCCUGCUGCAUUUAUAAAUCAUGAUUGCAGACCUAACUGUAAGUUUGUGUCAACUGGCCGAGAUACGGCAUGUGUGAAGGCUCUGAGAGAUAUUGAACCUGGAAAAGAAAUUUCUUGUUACUAUGGAGAUGGGUUUUUUGGAGAAAAUAAUGAGUUCUGCGAAUGUUAUACUUGUGAAAGACGGGGAACUGGUGCUUUUAAAUCCAGAGUAGGACUGCCUGCGCCUGCUCCUGUUAUCAAUAGCAAAUACGGACUCAGAGAAACAGAUAAACGCUUAAAUAGGCUUAAAAAGUUAGGAGACAGCAGCAAAAAUUCAGACAGUCAGUCUGUCAGCUCUAAUACUGACGCAGACACCACUCAGGAAAAAGACAAUGCAAGUAAGUAAGGGAGCUUUACCAUAAGGUGCUGGUUACAGUCUUCAUUGCUCACAAAGCAUGCUUCAGUAGUUUUGAAGCUUUAAAUACUGAUAGAAACUGGGACUUGAGGCUUCAGCUGCACUGCAAAUAAUAGAAAUGCUUUGAGUCCAUAGCAGUUUGUGUCCACUCCACAUUCAGGGCCAACCUCUAUAUGUAUUUUUGAAUACUUGGUAAUUGAGUGUUGAAGUAUUCAACAUAUG